AUGGAUUCCGACACAUCAUUAGUCCCGACAGCAAGUGCUCGCGAAGCUCUAACAUCGGAAAGCUUAUGCAGUUGUCAGCUGCACUUACAUGCCACGCAUUUGCAGCCGGAGGCCAACAGCAUGAGCAACACCAGACACGAAGCCGAGCUUGCAGCCAUGCCGAAAUUCUCGCGGUACGCAAGGCUCCGUGCAGCUGACGAGGAGGCUGGCAAGGACCGGCUGCGUGCGCGGCUCGUGUGGCUCCUGGUGGUGCUGGAGACGAUCUCCAUGCUUUGCAUUCCUCAGGUGGCCACUCUCACGCACGGAGUGUUCUUUCUGAUCCCGCUGGGGGCGCUCUUCCUAGCUGCCGCGAUCCGACUUUACUCCAGGCCUCGCAUCCUGCUGGCUGAGCCACUUUGCAUCCUUUGGCCUGACAACCAUUCACGAUACGGCCUGGCGCGUGAGCAGGCGCCCAACCUUCGCUUUGGUGGCUUCGUGUGGGUUCUGAAGCUUGUGUGCGCUUUGACUUUCUGGGCGAGCCCCGCUGCCUUCAGCUUCCUGGGGGACAGUUGCCCUGACGCAGUCCCACGCCCGAAUUGCAGCCGUUACACACGAGAGGAUGGAAAUACGGUGUGCAUGGACGUACAUGUCGUUUACGAGCCGCCAGAUGCCAGACGCACCCGCAUAAGCCUGUAUAUGCUUAAAGAAAACACAUGCUUUGAGCAGUGCUAUGGUUGUGCGCGUUGGGAGAACUUUGCCCAGAACAGCUCAACGGACCUGCAGGGCUGUUAUGACCCAUGUGAUUUAUCGUGCUGCAAUUGCCUGCACUGCUACCUUUCAGUGCCUAAUUGGUUAGGGCAAGGAUGCGCUGCUGGAGCUUUCGAGCCAGAUCUUGCACAGGAGCUAUUUGGGUGUGCACAUGGCAAUAUUGGAUGCAUGAUGCCGAAUCCACUUCCGUACUAUGAGGCGCAGACGCUGAGUGUGGAAAACACUAUGCUUGCACAACUUGCUCGCUGCGCCUUGGUCCAUUCUGAAAAGUCCAGUCCAGUCAAGGGUGCGGUGGCGGUAGUCUCAGCGUUGCAGUGCUUGCCUUCAGCCUCUUUGGUGGCCUGCCUUUUGCUGGGCAUCUGGGUGCAUCUGCUGAAGGGCGGAAUUGCCUCUGUCAAACUGGGUGCUGUCCCCGCGGAGCUUGAGACCAUUGAAACCAUAGAUGCAAAGGCAGCGCAGCUGCAAGACCAGAUUCGGCAUAGAAGACUGGAAUCCUCGCCCAAGGUGAAGCUCCAGCUUUGGAUGGAGUUUGUUGUUUUCCUGCUCGACUACCUGUCAGACUACAACUGCCUCCGAACUUUUGUCGUGGAGGGAGCCCACGGUGUGGCAGCCGUGCAGGCUGUCAUCAUCGCUGCUCCGGUAGUCUUAGACUGCUUGCGUGGGAAGAUUCAACUGGUGGAAGUAUUCCGGGGAUUGAUGGAGUCACGGAAGCGCGGCUUUCCUACCGACGACUUCAUCCUGGCGCUGCGCUCGGAGAAGAGCCUGGAGGCCCCACUUUCCAUGUUCCUGCAGUUCUACACGCUGUUGCGGAGCACACGCCCCUCGUCCGUCUGGAGCCUUUGCAUCUCCAUGCCGCUGAGCAUCCUGGGCAUUGCAAAGCAUGUCCACGGAACCUUUGAGCUGCAGAUUUUGGAGGGCACAGCAACACUCCCCAGCACCGACCAGGGCCCGGACCUGCUGCAGGUCCGUGGUUCCACCCAGGUCAUUCCGGACCUGCCUCCAGGCAUUGCACCCCGUGCCGAGCUUCUUCCGACCCUGCCUCCCGGCAUCGCGCCCCGUGCAGGCAUCGCACCCCGUUCCGAGCCUCUUCCGACCCUGCCUCCCGGCAUCCCCCCCGUUGGCGCACUUCUUCCCAUUACGGUGGGGAGCUCAAAGGUGAAG
Messenger RNA from Symbiodinium necroappetens, 1908 nucleotides. NCBI's taxonomy places the organism in Eukaryota, Dinophyceae, Suessiales, Symbiodiniaceae. The record is from the annotation of a GenBank genome assembly.